UCGAUUCGUCAUGAGUUUUUUUUUAUUGGGUUGGAGUUUAGAGUGGAUUGUGGGAGGAGUUUAAACCGUGCGUUUAGAUCUGGCAACCCAGCUCUGCCGUGUGUUUUUUCUCCUCUGUACUGUGACUCAAGGCUUUGGUUUGUAUUGAGUCCGGACGCAGAGGCUCGUAAGAAGCUCAUACGCAGCUCGUAAAGUGCUCUAUGGCUUAACAACGUGUUAUUCAUUUCCUAAGAGCGCUUAUAAGCGCAGGCAGGCAGGCGGAACUCACUCCUGAAGCCGGUGGAUGUUCUACACCCGAACUGCUUGAUUUCUUCAUUCGUUAAAACACGAGCCUCUCCGUCCUCCAUGUGCCUCCUUCUCGCCUGAUGUUCGAGUCUUCUCCUGCGGUUCGUUACGAGAAUUUCCCCGACACUUCUCCCGGGUGAAGAAACGGCACGGCCGCGGCUUUCAUGGCGCCCAUCUCUCCAUCCAUGAUUUUCUGAUCUCUGAUUUCGAUCCGGAUGAGCUUCUCCACAGCCGCUGCUUCUUCAUGCAGGUGAUCUGAUUCAUUCCACUGCUGCUGAAGGGUGUUGAUGGAGAGUUUUUCGAAUGACAGCCGGGACAGUGGUCAUCACAGGCGGGAUUCUAGCUACAAUAAUCUUACUGUGCAUCAUUGCAGUACUGUGCUACUGUAGACUACAGUAUUAUUGCUGUAAGAAGGAGGAGUCCGAGUCGGAGGAGGAGGAGCCAGAUUUCGCUGUGACGUCUCGUCUGCCACCGGUACACACCAACCACAACAUCCUGGCUCCCACUGUCGCUGAGGCACCCACCCCCAACGGGCCGACCCUGUUCACGCCCCCACCGCCGCCGUCUGCACGCAAGCUGACCCGCUCGCAGACGUUCUGCCCUUCCUGCACGCACUACGACAUGCCCUUCUACCUGCAGCAGCCAGACGGCCUAAGGAACGGCGGCGAGCGAAUGAGCUUCCGCAGCAUCCAGCAACACGAGCUGGAGCUUCCCACACCAGUCCCCACACGCCUCCCCACGCCCAUCCCCACGCCCAUCCCUACACCCCUCCCCACGCCCAUUCCCACACAUCUGCCAAACUACCACAAGCUCAACCUGAACCGCUCGGUCACCAUGCGACACAUGUUCGCACGCAGCUGCAGCAUCAGUACCGAUGUCUGACCUGCGCCCCCUGCAGGCCUGGAGUUCCAAACACACACACACACACACACACACACACACACACACACACACACACACACACACACACACACCAACGUAGAUGCUCGGUUACAGUUUGCGCUACAUACAUUUUUACUACAUAAACAGAAGACAAAAACAGUGAGGAGAUGAACUGAAAAACAAGGCCUUGGGCAAGUCGACUUUUAUCAAAGAAAAGGAUGAUGUCACUUUCUUUUGUAUAUAUACACACAUAUAAAAAAAAUCACAUGCCGUUUUUUGUAUCGUGUGUGUGUGUGUGAGAGAGCGAUUGUGUAUACCUGUGUGUGUUUGUGUGUGGGAGAAUGAGGAUUAUAUUG
Silurus meridionalis is the source of this 1523-nucleotide messenger RNA. It is a transcript of the gene fam163ba, whose product is annotated as family with sequence similarity 163 member B, genome duplicate a. The transcript is spliced from 3 exons. The record is from RefSeq and is a predicted model, not a curated record. The coding region runs from base 589 to 1167 and encodes 192 amino acids. NCBI's taxonomy places the organism in Eukaryota, Metazoa, Chordata, Actinopteri, Siluriformes, Siluridae.